AUGCCCGCUACCAGAAAUACUCGUCGUGCCACUCCGGAAACAUCGCGCAAUGUCACUUGGGAAACGUCGAGUUGGGCGAUUGAGGACACGGAUGAACAGACGCCAAAGCCAAGACGAAGCGAUCCAUGUAUAUAUUGCGGGAAAGUAUUAAGCAGACAGUCGGAUAUGAAACGACACAUGGCAAGAUACGGGCCAAAAAACUUCAAAUGCCCUGAAUGCCCUUUCGCAUCGCACACGUCGUGCGGGCUAAGGGUCCAUUAUAGGACGAAGCAUACCGACGAAAAGGACGAUUGUCCUUUCGAUGACUGUCCCUACGGCAGUGGCGAUCCAUCAAGCCUACACCGCCACAAGCGCAGUGCGCACCCAGAAUUUGUACCGGCACCGCGAGCCGCCACAAUCCCCAUUUCGCAGCCGGAUAUUGUGCAGCGCGGCAGCACAUAUCCCCAACAUCACCAGUAUUCCGUGUUUCGGGCAUGGCCACGGCCAUCCGACACUUCAUCGACGUCAAUAGCCCGUCUCCCUUCGCUUCACGAGCUGGACAUAUGGAUAGCUGCCCAACAUGAAAAGGAUAGGCGAGCUCGGGCCAAUUGCUAA
Messenger RNA from Psilocybe cubensis, 594 nucleotides. RefSeq lists its product as uncharacterized. The transcript is spliced from 4 exons. Gene Ontology annotation, molecular function: RNA polymerase II cis-regulatory region sequence-specific DNA binding; DNA-binding transcription factor activity, RNA polymerase II-specific. The record is from RefSeq and is a predicted model, not a curated record. NCBI's taxonomy places the organism in Eukaryota, Fungi, Basidiomycota, Agaricomycetes, Agaricales, Agrocybaceae. Gene Ontology annotation, biological process: regulation of DNA-templated transcription. Bases 1 to 594 code for a protein of 197 amino acids.